AUGUCUCUUCGAGAUAAACGAGGCGGGCAGCAGAAUGAGGGGAGGCUACAGAGACGCAGCAGAACAGCAACACGACUUCUCUGUUCUCGCCUGGCCUGGCCUGAACUUGACGGGGAGUAA
Messenger RNA from Fusarium pseudograminearum CS3096, 120 nucleotides. RefSeq lists its product as uncharacterized. The coding region runs from base 1 to 120 and encodes 39 amino acids. The record is from RefSeq and is a predicted model, not a curated record. Lineage: Eukaryota; Fungi; Ascomycota; Sordariomycetes; Hypocreales; Nectriaceae. The transcript is spliced from 3 exons.